Molecule: messenger RNA, 528 nt
Organism: Recurvomyces mirabilis
Lineage: Eukaryota; Fungi; Ascomycota; Dothideomycetes; Mycosphaerellales; Teratosphaeriaceae
Exons: 3
Coding region: 1-528 (175 amino acids)
Source: RefSeq, a predicted model, not a curated record
AUGUCUGACAAGGAUACUUCUACUCUUCAGAGCUACAUCGACAAGGCUAGCGGCGCUGCUCAGUCUGUUCUGGGCAAUAUUACUGGCAACAGGGCUGACACUGCUCAAGGCGAGAGAAAGAAGGACAUGGCCGAUGCCAAGAACGAUCUCUCCCAUGCUGGUGCUUCGAUCGGUGGCGUCUCCGUCUCCAGCUCAGGCGUCGCUGCCAACCAUCCAGAUCGCCAGCAAGGCUCAUGGGACCAGACCGUAGGCUCUGGCAAGGAGGCUCUCGGCGGUCUCCUCGGUGCUGAAGGCCUCAAGCGUGAGGGUCAGCAGCAGAACGCUCAGGGCAAGGCUCAAGAGGCUCAUGGCCAGGUGUCCGACCUUGGUACUGGUAUUGCCGACCGCGUUUCGGGCACUGUUGGGGGUGCCGUCGCUGGGUUGACUGGUGAUCGUGAGGAGCAGGCUGCUCAGCAGGCUAAGCAUGAUCAAGGGAAGACGCUGCAGCGUGGUGCCGAGGCCGACAUCAACAAGCAGAAUCAGCCGUAG